This is a messenger RNA of Osmerus eperlanus (European smelt), 505 nucleotides long. RefSeq names its product cadherin-13-like. The transcript is spliced from 4 exons. Bases 27 to 497 code for a protein of 156 amino acids. Gene Ontology annotation, cellular component: membrane. Lineage: Eukaryota; Metazoa; Chordata; Actinopteri; Osmeriformes; Osmeridae. The record is from RefSeq and is a predicted model, not a curated record. Gene Ontology annotation, molecular function: calcium ion binding.
AGGUGUUCCAUGUGGGAGGCCAGGAGAUGGAGGAGCUCUGUGUGCCUGGCUUCCAGGUGAAGGAGUACCAGGUGGAGUACAUUGCAGGUUUCCAGAAAGGACAGCCUCUUACACAAGUGGUGUUUGAUGACUGUGCCGGGAACGAAGGUGUGGUCUUUGAGGUGUCCCACCCAGACUUCCUGGUGGACCAGGAUCUCAACCUGGUGCCCAGACGAGACCUUCUGAACAGUGACUCCAUCUUUUUCAUCCAUGGAUACAGUCACCAUGCCGACGACAUGGCGCAGGUCGACGUCAUCGGGGCUCCGCCCAGGUCCCCCCAGACCCUCAGGGAAGUCCUGGGCAAAGGCCAGAUCCUACCCUACAGAUCUAAGAGAUCCAUGUUCGCUCCAUCUAUGAGUGUCACAGAGAACCAAAGACCCCCUUUCCCCAGGGUCAUCGGACAGUUAAAAAGGAGACCUCUGUGUCAACCACCAAAGGCCUUCAACCAUUCUGGAUGAAAACAGAU